Molecule: messenger RNA, 3920 nt
Organism: Branchiostoma belcheri (Belcher's lancelet)
Lineage: Eukaryota; Metazoa; Chordata; Leptocardii; Amphioxiformes; Branchiostomatidae
Product: WD repeat and HMG-box DNA-binding protein 1-like
Exons: 28
Coding region: 129-3527 (1132 amino acids)
Biological process (GO): DNA repair; DNA-templated DNA replication; mitotic cell cycle
Cellular component (GO): nuclear replication fork
Molecular function (GO): protein binding; chromatin binding
Source: RefSeq, a predicted model, not a curated record
GUACAACCCAGCAUUAGAUCACGUGGUGCGGCGGAUUUGGCGGGAAGUGCGAAGGGAUUGAGUCUGGUCAGAAGUCGCUUUUAGUGCAGAGCAGUUUCCCUCCUGAACAACCGUUUCCUAACAGAGCGAUGCCAGCCACCAGGAAACCGGUGCGUUACGCACACAGCGAGGGACACACAGACAUCUGCUACGGACAGCACGGGAAGUACCUGAUCACCUGUGGUACUGAUGGAGAUGUGAGAGUCUGGGAGGGUCUGGAGGAUGAUGAUCCCAAAACCAUCUCUGUGGGUGACAAGAUCCAUGCUGUGGCGACAAAGGACAAUCGGCUGCUGACGGGAACAGACUCCAACACGGUCCAGGCUCACACCCUGUCUGAUGGUGCACCUGAUGGCAUCCUGGCCCGCUUCACUGCACCUGUCUCUCACCUGGUCUACAGCGAGUCUGGGAAACUACUGGCUGCAGGUGCCAGUGACUUUAACAUCCGAGUGUUGAAAGUGGAGGAUGAGGACAGCACUGGUCAGUCCCUGUUCACCGGACACCAGGCUCCUGUACUGAGUGUGGCUGUGGAACAAGAGGACAAGUAUCUGGCUUCCUCCAGCUGUGACGGAACAGUAGCUAUAUGGAACAUCACAGAAAAGAACCAAGUGAAAAGUUGGAACCUCCUCCCCAAGUGCAGUGAUAUCAGUGGGGCUAAAACUCUAUGCAGGUUGGCAUGGCAACCCAGAACUGGCAAGUACCUGGCUGUACCAGUGGAGAAGGAGGUACAGGUGUUUGAAAAGGACACUUGGGAAAAAGUCAUCACCCUCACAGAUCACUCAAUAGAACAGCCAAUUUCCCUGGUAGCCUGGUCUCCCAACGGAGUUCUGUUGUCAGCAGCCUGCGUGGAUGGCUCCAUACUUGUAUGGGAUGUGCUGAGCAAAAACUGUGUGGAGAGGGUAAAACAUGACAAGAGUCUGACCAUCUGUGGGCUGGUGUGGAACCCUGCAAAUGGCACUGAGAUCGCCUACACAGACGUGCAGGGCCAGCUGGGACUGGUAGAAAACGUAGCUCCAGGAUCGUCCAGCAAACAGUCGGAUGCAGCAGACGACCCCAUGGCAGCCAUGUUUGACGGAGAUGAUGAUGAUUUCCUCUUGUCAGCUGGUGACCAUGACAAUGGUUCCCAUGGCAACGCCCCAGGAGACCCUGAUGACGAUGACUCCAUGCCGGUGCCAACACAGAGGAAGCGUAUAAAGGCCAACAUUUUUGAUGAUGAUGAUGCUUCUAUAGGUACAGACAGUAUUUCCAUGAAGCCAGCAUCAGACGUACUGGAUGAUGUGGACAGCAUCUCAGGACUGCCGUCCCGGGCACCCCCCCAGCCGGUGUACCAGGGUCCCAAGCCCACCCCCCUGCAGCCAGCCUUCCAGCCAGGCUCCACCCCAGUCAGCCUGGCUCACAGGUUCAUGGUGUGGAACUCGGUGGGCGUUGUGAAGUGCUACAACAGCGAGGAGGAGAACUCCAUCGACAUCGAGUUCCACGACACGUCGGUGCACCACUCCAUGCACGUCACCAACCACCUGAACCACACCCUCGCCGCCCUGUCCGACCAGGCCGCGCUGCUCGCCUGCGAGGGAACAGACGACUCACCAAGUAAGCUGGUUUGUCUUCACUUCUCCUCCUGGGACAACUCCAAAGAGUGGACAACGGCCAUGACGGAUGGAGAAGACAUACAGGUGCUUGCCAUUGGUCAGGGCUGGGUUUCCGUGGCGACAGACAAUAGGCUGGUCCGUGUUUGGACGGUUGCCGGGAUACAGAAGGACGUAAUCAGCAUCCCCGGCCCAGUGGUUUCCAUGGCAGCCUAUGGAACACAGCUGUUGGUGGUGUACCACAUGGGCACAGGUAUCCCAGGAGACCAGUUGCUAGGCGCCCAGCUGCUGGAGGUGAUGGGCAAGAGGAGGAGGAAGGUGAUGGAGGGACAUCUCCCCAUCAACCCAAAAUCCACCCUCACAUGGAUAGGGUUCAGUGCUGAGGGCACGCCGGUGACCUAUGACUCCUCGGGCGUGGUGAGGAUGAUGAACAGAGGCCUGGGCUGCAGCUGGACUCCUGUCGCCAAUACUAGAAGUCACUGCAAGGGUAAAUCAGACAACUACUGGCUGGUUGGAGUCAACGAGAAUCCGCAACAACUCAGGUGUAUCCCAUGUAAAGGCUCCACGUUCCCACCUGUGCUGCCCCGCCCUGCUGUCACGGUGCUGCCCUUCCAGGUCCCGCUGUGUGAGCUGAACACGGACAAGAGUCAGCUAGAGGAGAGCUUCAUCAGAAGCCGGUUGUUCAGCGGGCACUUCCAGUUCCUGAGCUCGCAGGGCUGGGAGGUGGAUGACCACGCGCGUGCAGACGUGCAGCGGGAACAGGACGACACGCUCAUGAAGCUCUUCGCUCUUGCCUGCAAGGCAGACCGUGAAUGUCGAGCUGCAGAGCUGUGUGAACUGAUGGACGUGAACCGGCUCAACUUCGCCAUCAAGUACGCCAGCCGAGUCAAGCGCAUCGCGCUGGCAGAGUUCCUGAAUGACCUGGCCAGGAGGAAGGCUGAGGAGGAGGCUGAGGAACAGCAGGAGGAGGAGGAGGAGGAAGAGGAGCAGGACUUCAGAGGAUACCUGGAUGCUCAGUACAACCACAUUGAGACAGAGUGGUCCCAGCCCAGCACGCCAUCAGUACUCAGGAGCUCCGGCAGCUCCCGACAGGCGCCACGGCAACAACAGGUCCAGCAGGAGGAGGAGGAAAUGGAUGAUGGGGAAGAGCAGGAGGAGGAGGAGGCAGACAGCAGUAGAAGAUCAGCUCCCAUUCUCACUAAAAAUACAAAGUCGAUAUACCCAAAGACGUCACUCUCACUGACUCAGGAGAGGAAAAAUCCUUUCAAGGUGUCCUCCCAGCCCAAGACGCCCACUGAGACGCCCCGCGGCAGCAGUGUGUUCGACAAGAUGAAAAAGACGAGUCCUGGCAGCAGAGCCAAGAGCAAAACAGGCCCGAGUCCAAGAGGUGACCAGAAGACUGCCAACAAAAUGUCUGCGGUGAAUAAGAAACAAUCUACCCAGAGCACCUUACUGAUGGCUGCCAAGAAGCCCAGAAAGCAGGAGCCUGAGAAGCAGCCCAAGGCGUCUUCAGAGGGCCAGGAAGAAAACAAGAAGGUAGUGAAAGGGUUUGACCUGUGGUUUGAGCAGGAGCGGGCAGUGCUGCAGGAGGAGAACACGGAGGAGAGCGAGGCCGGACUGUUCCAGCUGGCCAUCCGGGGCUGGAGAAAACUGGACAAGCAGGACCAGAAGGACUGGAACGAGAAGGCCAAACAGAUGUCCAACACAUCUCAAGACGCCGACCUCAAGAAAAGGAAGCGUGAAUCCGAAAGUGAAGAAACCUUCCAAGGAGAUGAUGAGGGUCUUAAGGGAGAAAAUGUUGGAGACAAAAGACUUGAAGAUGCCGGCAGCCAAGCUAAAAAGAAGAGGCCCCUCUCUACCUCCGUCAACAGCAAACUGUCAGCGUUUGCUUUUAACAAAGACUAAAGUUUAAGCCAGGCUGUUUAUGUGCCUGGUGAGUAGGAUGGAGGAGUGCAGGCUGGGUGUGGAAGGAGAAGCAUCACAAGUGUUAUUUUUCUCCACCAUCAGAACUUCUUGAGAAACAACUACAAAAUAUGAAGAUUUAACACUUUUUAGUUUAGAUGCAGGAAGUCUUAUGAAAUUGAAAGUCACAUGUCUCCAUAGCUGUAGGUGAAGGUAAAGUGCUUGGAAAUUUUUGCACUACAAACCAAGUAAAAAUCUGAAAAUAAAAUAUUGAUUAUGACACUACUAAUACAGAUUUGUAUAUUCUAAUGAUAUUAGACUUAGAGGAAUCAAGUUUUUUUACAGCUGUUGAUUGUGUUGAACCAACAAUAAAUUAUCCAGUUGUUUUAACUUUAA